AUGGAGACGGGGCAAGGCGGCCGCCGCAGUGUCACGAAUGGCCAGACACCCUCCCGUGUUGCAGAUUUCAUCGGGCAAGGGGACGACGUCGAGGUCUGCGAGCUCGACAAGUCAGGCAACACGCAGCGUCGAUGGCUUCAUCGCUCGGACAAUACAGUCACGAUCCUGGAACGCAAAAGCAAACCAGACAGCAUCCUCGACAGCUCCGUGCGAGAGUGGAAGAGAUUUCUCUGCGACGCCUUUCUGCCCAUUGGAUUCCCUCACUCCGUGUCCAGCGACUACCUCGCCUACCAGACCUACGAUUCCCUGCAGGCCUUCUUCUCGACGAUCACGUCCCUGCUAGCCAAUCGGGCCCUGCUCCAGGGCCUGGGGGUGGGAGACGCCGACUCGUCCGCCACGUUUGCCAUGCUCAUCACCAUCCUCAAGGACGCCACGUCCCGCGUUGCCACGAUCCUCUUCGCGCACCGCUUCGGCCUGCGCAUCGAGCCCGACGCCAAGCGCUUCCGCUUCCUGGCGGACAUCUUCAACGACACGGCCUUUUUCCUCGAGCUCUACAGCCCCUACCUCGGCGACUGCGGCAAGAUACUGGCCCUCUCUGCCGGGGAGGCGCUCCGGGCCCUGUGCGGGGUGGCGGCCGGCGCGAGCAAGGCCGCGCUGAGCGUGCACUUUGCCAGACACGACAACCUGGCCGAGUUGAACGCCAAGGAGGCCAGCCAGGAGACGGCAGUGGGCCUGGUCGGACUGCUCGUUGGUACGCUCGUGGUCAAGGUUGUGCAGGAUCACCAGAGCGUCGUCUACCUGAUGGUUGCUCUCGUCCUUGCCCACCUCUGGAUGAACUAUCUCGGCGUGAGGAGCGUUUGUAUGACGACGCUCAACCGCCAGCGAGCUACGAUCCUGUUCCGCGAGUACAUGAGCACGGGGCGCGUGCUUUCCCCGGAGGCUGUGGCGGCGCGCGAGAGCAUUGUCCUGUGGCGCCCUGUGGUGGGCAGCCGGCGCGCCGAAGGGGUCUGCAAGGUCGAGUUUGCCGAGAGCUACCAUGCGGCUGCUGCUGCGGGCAGGGCAGGCGGCCGGGUGAGGGUGGUAGAUGGGGAAAUGUACACCCUGUUCAUAACGGAGCCUCGCGAAGGCCGCGUCAGGGUCAUCAGAGUGCUGCUCUGGUUCGGGUGCGAGCCUCGGCACGCCGUGUUGGCGUGGUUCAGAGCCAUGGAGACGGCUUGGUGGAUGGACCCGGAGGGCGAGGGCGAGGGCGAGGGCGAUGGCGACCACCGCGUCGAGGCCUCGGCGCUGCGCGAGCAGAGGCACGCGGGUGACGAGGAGCUGUGGAAGUCACUGGGCCGAUUGGGCUGGGAUCUGGAGGCGCAGGCAUUUGAGACGAGCGCGCCGAUUCGACUGCGUGUACGGCGUGUCCAGACGGCUGCCCGCAAAGACCGGUAG
Molecule: messenger RNA, 1434 nt
Organism: Metarhizium album ARSEF 1941
Lineage: Eukaryota; Fungi; Ascomycota; Sordariomycetes; Hypocreales; Clavicipitaceae
Product: DUF647 domain-containing protein
Exons: 2
Coding region: 1-1434 (477 amino acids)
Source: RefSeq, a predicted model, not a curated record